Messenger RNA from Amoebophrya sp. A25, 2192 nucleotides. NCBI's taxonomy places the organism in Eukaryota, Dinophyceae, Syndiniales, Amoebophryaceae. The record is from the annotation of a GenBank genome assembly.
AUGUCUUCCGCGCCGAGCACGAGCGAUCUGCGAAGGAGGUUAAGGCUUCUUUCGAUCCAUCUAGUGAGAUGGCAUCCUAGGGAGGCUUUUCGAGGGGAAAGAGGGCGUCCCGGGAUGAUCUUAAGGAUGGAUUAGGGUGGCCGCUAAAGAGGAGAGCAAAGUAUCCACCAAUGAACCCAGAGAGGACGUUGGUUUUCCUCGACGAUCACGUGAGUCCUCUCCUCCGCCUCGCUGCUCUUCGUGCACGUGGGUUCCGCAGAUUCAUUCUAGACGACAACUACCCAUCUGGAUCUGGUUGGUCAUGGGGUGAAAGCUUGCUCAGCUUGCGCAACAUCCUAGAGGCGAACAAUACCGAGUCCAGUAGUUCGCCGGAAAAGCGUUGGCUCCACGACAGCCUGAUAGAGUAUUCGGUUUUUCCACCUCUCUUUCACCUGCCGUCAUUACUGCAUAACACUUCCGAAACGACAGCAUUGAAGUUCGGUUUUCAACGUCAUUUCUCCACAAAAUUUGGCGGAUGCUUUCCGCCACCUGGGGUUAGACCACUCAGGCCUGCGCCAGCGCUACUCGAUGCUGUUAAGGACUCGCAUUUUUAUAUAAUAGGUACUACCAGGGAGGGCGUGGGAGGCCCCCCCCUGUAGCUGGAGCGGUAGUGGCGUCGGCGCGCCCUUUUUUCCGCGGUGGUGACGUGUAAGGGUUUUCGGGGGCGAAGGCCUCAAAAUGCGGGCCUGAGUCCCCUGGCGGCUCUCCGCGUCUAAUGCACAGGCGCCCCGACGGGGGGUUGAGGACCAAAGGCGAGGAGGAGUGGGGGCAAGGCGUGCCCGCCCUGGUUCUGUCGGAUACAUGCAGCAAGGCGAAAGGGGUCAAGCCAUGCCACCUGCUGCCCUCGGAGGCCAUCCACCUCCAAAGAAGCUCCCCCAGCCAGUGAGGAGCACGCAACACGGCAAGGGGGUCAAGCCUUGCCACCUCUGCCGCCUUCGGAGGCCUUCCACUCCCGGCCGGCGGUGCUUGAACGGCCUCUGGGGUUUGGCUCUUGUCGGGUACACGCAAGGAGCCGCGAACGCGCGAAGGGGGGCGUUUGGAGGCCUUCUCGCCUGGCAGUCCCUCGAGGAAAAGGGCCCGGGGCUGGAGGCCUUGCCCCUCUGUAUGACGACAAAGUCUAUCAUCUCUGUCCGAGUGAAUGAGAAAAGUACCCUGCUCGCCCAUAACGAGAACGAGAACCGAAAAGGUUAAGAGUAAGAAGGUGGAGAGACUUGAGAAAUAGGAGCGUGCCCAAAUUAUAUGGCGCGACUCCAAUCAGUGAACUCCUACAAUGAUACCACUGAAGUCAUAGACUGACCAACCUAAACGUGUGCAGGGCCGGCCUUUGAGUCAAGUGAUAGAGUAACCACAUAGCUACAACCUUCCCGGGGUAAUUUGCGAAGUAUUUAGUGUUCUCCUUAUACCGCAGAGAUGACGAGACUCCUUCACCCUCAAAGACUUAGAUCGGGAGGGCCUUCACUUCAGCCCUGAGCCCUGGCAAUGCUCACCACCUACAAAAGCGUGCAGAUGCUGCUUCUCUGACCCUCACAUCAUUCUCUAUCCACUCUUCUUGAGGAGUCGAAACUCAAGAAAGGACUACAGCCACAAGGUCGAUUUGAAAGCAGCUGCAGGUAGUAGGAAUCAUAGGGACCACUACCAUCUCCACCUCCACCUCCACGUCGACCCUCCUCUAAUUCUCACCGCGAGGGAGACAUGGCCAUUCUCUCGCUGUUGCAUCAGGAGAUGGAUUUGGAUUUUGCCAAAGUUCAGACUGAUCCAGACGCUUAUAAGGAGCUUUUCUCCUAUUGUUGGAUCACUUAUUUGGAACUGAAGUAAUCAAAUGGAGCAAUCAACAUAUCCUUAAUCCUAUUGUUGGGUCACUUAUUUGGUUCAGGACUGUGAAUCAAUCUGAUAAAUUUCUAGGUCUUCUCGUUCUCGAUCAAAUAAGGGCUUGAGAAUGACGCCAAGUCUGUAGGCAAGUCUCAAACAAGCCCAAUAGAGUAAAUGGGGAAUAUCUGCAACUCUUCAACGUCGAUAUCUAUUCGCAAUUGUGCAACCACCAAUAACGAAAAGCAAUUUAUGCUUCUUUUGUUCAACUCUUUUUUUACUUACGUUUUUUGCCAGCAAGACAGAAUAUUCAAGAAGCAGUCUGCUGUCGUGGAACAAGAUCGCAG